Messenger RNA from Coffea arabica (coffee), 2430 nucleotides. Its product is annotated as serine/threonine-protein kinase D6PKL2. NCBI's taxonomy places the organism in Eukaryota, Viridiplantae, Streptophyta, Magnoliopsida, Gentianales, Rubiaceae. Gene Ontology annotation, molecular function: protein kinase activity; ATP binding. The record is from RefSeq and is a predicted model, not a curated record. Gene Ontology annotation, biological process: protein phosphorylation.
GGAGCAUCUGUUUCCUCUCUCCCUACUUUGCUCAGUUGCUGCCACAGGUUUUGCUAAAUCAAGGGAGAGAGGAGUUGCUUCCUUCUCUUCUUUUUCUUUCUUUCUUUCUUUCUGCUAGUGUGAUUUUUUCUCUCUGAUUCCUCAACUCAACAACACUGCACGUCUCCUACUGUUUGCCACUGUCAUUUCAGAGCCAGGGGAAAGCUUAUGAUCCAGUCUGGUUGUACAAGUGUUGAAGAAUACGUCAAUCUUUAUGGAAAGCUAUAUUUGCCAUAAUUUUGGCGGAUGCUGAAUGAUGCUUGAGUUGAAUCUGAUCUUUACAAUUAAUUGUCUCCAUACUCUUAUAUGGCCUCAACAACUGCCAUUAGACCUUCUGCAGAACAGCGACAGAAACCCUUAGGUGAUAAUCAAAAUAGCGAAAUGAAGGAUUGCGGGUCUCUGCCCCCGCACGUCUCAAAAACAAGCAAAUCCAAGUCAGCUUUACCCAAGAAAUUACCAGAAUCUGGGAAAGUGAUGACGACAGUUACUGUAGAAUCCUUGGAAAUCAAAAACCCAUCAAAUUGCAAUGGAAGAGGAUCUAAUAAUCCAUCAAUAGAAAUAUCUCAUUCAAAUAAUCCUUCAGCUGAUGUUGAUCGAGUUUCAAGAACUGUAGGUCUUGUGCUCAGUGAAACUGGAAGCUCAUCAGAAGCUUCAGGUGAAAAAGAGAAGCAAGCUUCUGAGCUUGAAAUCACGAAGAACAGUUCCGUCUCUGGAAAACUGAGUGACGGGGCUAGCAGUCUUGGGAAAACCAGUGGGAGUGCUAAAACUAGUGAUCGUGCUGAUUUUGUUGAGAGUGGUAAGAGCAGUAUGUGUAGAGACAGCACUAGCAGUGAUGUUAGCGAUGAAAGCACUUGCAGCAGUUUCAGUUGCAGAGUCAGCAAACCCCAUAAAGCAAAUGACUUGAGAUGGGAAGCCAUCCAAGGAAUCCGAACAAAAGAUGCUAUGUUGGGCUUAAGCCAUUUCAGAUUGCUGAAAAGGCUGGGUUGUGGAGACAUUGGGAGUGUUUACCUUGCGGAGUUGAGUGGCACCAAGUGUUACUUUGCCAUGAAAGUAAUGGACAAAGCAUCUCUGGCAAGUCGUAAGAAGCUUCUUCGUGCUCAGACAGAAAGAGAAAUACUACAGUCCCUGGAUCAUCCGUUCCUUCCAACCCUCUACACGCAUUUUGAGACAGAUAAAUUUUCAUGUCUGGUGAUGGAAUUCUGCCCUGGAGGAGACUUGCACACUCUUCGGCAAAGACAGCCAGGCAAACAUUUUUCUGAACAAGCAGUAAAAUUUUAUGUGGCAGAGGUCCUCCUAGCUCUGGAGUAUCUCCACAUGCUUGGGAUUGUCUAUCGUGACCUCAAGCCAGAAAAUGUCCUUGUACGGGAAGAUGGACAUAUAAUGCUAUCCGAUUUUGACCUUUCCCUUCGUUGCGUUGUUAGCCCAACACUAGUUAAGACCUCUUCUAUUGAAUCAGAUCCCCUCCGGAAGAACCCCAUUUAUUGUGUCCAGCCAACUUGCAUGGAACCUGCCUGCAUGCAACCAUCCUGUGUGGUUCCAACAACUUGCUUCUCUCCUCGCCUCUUUUCCAGCAAGUCCAAGAAGGACCGGAAGCCGAAAAAUGAGAUCAGGAACCAAGUCAGCCCGUUGCCAGAGUUGAUUGCAGAACCAACUAGUGCACGUUCUAUGUCAUUUGUAGGGACCCAUGAAUAUUUGGCGCCUGAAAUUAUCAAAGGCGAGGGUCACGGAAGCGCUGUAGAUUGGUGGACUUUUGGGAUCUUUCUUUACGAACUUUUGUUUGGUAAAACGCCAUUUAAAGGAUCUGGAAAUCGAGCGACGUUGUUCAAUGUUGUGGGACAGCCCCUCAGAUUUACUGAUUCACCUGUUGUUAGUUUUGCUGCAAGGGAUCUUAUUAGGGGAUUGCUUGUGAAAGAACCACAGCAUCGGUUGGCGUACAAAAGAGGCGCAACUGAGAUAAAGCAGCACCCUUUCUUUGAAGGAGUUAAUUGGGCACUCAUCCGCUGUGCUACCCCCCCUGAGAUCCCAAAGCCAGUUGAGUUUGAGAGGAUACCUGUUCCAGCAGCUUCAACAAGUGAGAAGGCUGCUAAGGCUGCGGCUGCUGCAGAUAAAAAAGGCUUUGAUAAUUACCUGGAAUUUGAUUUCUUUUAGCACGAAGGAAUAUAGCAGUGUGGAGAUUUGUUUAAUUUAUGGAACGAAAAUAUUCUGGAAAAGUAAACAUUGCUAGUUGUAGGGAUGGCAAGACUUUCGUUCAUAUUAGUUGAUGAUGAAAAAUUGUAUGUAUUGUUUGUCCUUGUCCUGCUGCCGUUUAACGGUUUCACAUACUGUACUGUGCCAUAAACACUACUAAUCAUGUACGAAGUAAAGUCUAUUCUUCAACUUGUAGAAUACAAA